This is a messenger RNA of Paramisgurnus dabryanus, 2622 nucleotides long. The record is from RefSeq and is a predicted model, not a curated record. NCBI's taxonomy places the organism in Eukaryota, Metazoa, Chordata, Actinopteri, Cypriniformes, Cobitidae.
UGUGGGUUCGCGUUUGUUUCAGUUUCUGUUUUUUUUUAGUUCUGGUUUCUGACAUAAGCAACAGAUGCGAUGGAAAGUCUCAGUAAAUUGUUGUCUGUCUCUCAGUGUGUAAAUUAAAGUUUAGUUUGUGUUUAACAACAUGAAGACAGUGGAUUUAAUCUGUAUUGUUUCCAUGGUCGUGAAUGGUGUGUUUGGUGAUACAGUGUCAGUGAUGGAGGGAGAUUCUGUUACUCUACACACUGGUCUGAAUGCAAUACAGUUGGAUGUUGUAAUCGAGUGGAUGUUUGGAAAUGAUCAGGUUCUCAUAGCUGUUAUCAACAGAGCAGCUAAUACAAUCUCAUUGGAUGGAGCUGAUGGGAGAUUCAGGGACAGAUUGAAGCUGAACAAUCAGACUGGAGAUCUCACCAUCACAAACAUCAGAUCUGAACACACUGGAGUUUAUAAACUAGAGAUCACUGGAGAGAAGACCACAACAAAAACAUUCAGUGUCAGUGUGUUUGGCGGUACAGGAGGAGUGAAACAAAUGUCAGUGAUGGAGGGAGAUUCUGUUACUCUACACACGGAUCUUACUGAAAUACAGAGAGAUGAGAAGAUACUGUGGCUUUAUGAACAUGAAAAUACAGUCUUAGCUCAAAUUAACAGAGCAUCCCAUAUCUUUUUUAUAAAUGAUAUUGCUAAAAAAAGAAUCAUAUCCAAACUACAUGUGGAUCAUCAGAAAGGAGAUCUCACCAUCAGAAACAUCGGAGCGGCACAGUCUGGACUUUAUCAAGUACACAUCAUCAGCGGCAUGCAUACUAUACAUAAGAGAUUCAAUAUUACUGUCAGUGAUGGAUUUAAGACAAUCUCAAUAAUGAAAGGAGAUUCUGUUACCCUACACACUGAUCUUACUGACAUACAGAGAGAUCAUGUGAUGUGGUGGAUCUCUGAUACAGUCAUAGCUGAAAUAGAUGGAAAGGCCCAGAUCAUUUCUACAUACGAUGGUAAUAAUGGGAGAUUCGGAGACAGACUGAAGCUGAACAAUCAGACUGGAGAUCUCACCAUCACUGACAUCAGAUCCACAGAGGCGGGACUUUAUAAUCUUGAGAUCAGCGGCAUUGGACACACCUUACACAAGAUGUUUAUUCUUACUGUUUGUGAUGUGGUGAAGACUGUGAAAGUGACUGAGGGAAAACCUACUACUCUUCAUGCUGGUGUUAGGUCAAAGACUUAUAAUCAACUAUCGUGGCAUUAUAAAGACACUUUUAUAGCUCAACUGAGCAAAACAGGCCAGAUCAAAUUGACACACGAUGGGAGAUUCAGAGACAAACUGGAGAUAAACAAUCAGACUGGAGAUCUCACCAUCACAAACAUCAGACCUGAACACACUGGAGUUUAUAAAGUACAGAUCAGCAGCAGCAGACUUACUUUAAUGAAGAAAUUUGAUGUUAUUGUUUAUGCACAAGAUUCCUUCAGUUUAGCUCAAACAGUAAUACUAUGUACUGCUGUCGUACCGUUAUUACUGGUGAUGUUGAUUGUGAUCAUUGGUUGCUGCCAGAUGACCCUUCUAAAGAUUAAAAAAGAGAAAUCAACCAAACAAAAAGCAUUUCCCCAACACGCAAUGAUUAAAUUGAAAGAUGAUACAUUACCAGAAGAGAAGAAAAGUACUGAUGUAUCUCAAUUCAUCUCUGCCCCUUUUCAAAUCAACAAACAAUGCAAAAGACUUUUUAAAAGCCUCGAAGAUCUUCCUUGUACAGUAUGAAUGAGUUUAAACUUUGAUAUUUAUUUGAAUUGCAUGGAAAUAUUACAAUUGAAGGUUUCCCGCAUGGAUCAUUUUAAAAGCAAGUUGUAUAUUAAGGAUCAGCAAUAUUUUCACACAGCACAUAAUUUGUAGCUUUCAUGUUUCAACAAAUCGUGUUUUAUCUGACAGCUUAUGAUUUGAAAUGAAUUGAAAUGUGAUCGUGUAUGUGAAAAAUCCAGUCUCAUGAUGAGUUUUAGGACCAUCAAAGUUUGAUUUCACAUUGAUCUCAAUCUUUAACAUGAUCUUACUUGGUUAAUAUUAAAGAAAUCAAGAUUAGAUUUUCACAAAAUGAUUAUGUACAUUAUGUAGGAUGUUUAUGUAAAAACACUAAAUCACAAUGUUGUAAAUAUGAAUAGUUUAGGAAACUUCUUUCUUUGUUCUCUUUGUCUUUAUUCUUCUGCAGACCUUGUGUAAUCAAAUCACUUAAAUUAAUUCAAUUUAUUCCUUGGGACAUACAUCAAAUAUGACGCAACAAUGUAGAAAAUGACUUUUAUUUAAAUGUAAUGAAUGUGUUUUGUUAAAGCCACAUGGCAUGAAGAAGCUGCUGCAGGUGUUUUUAACUUCAUCUGUUCAACACAAGAUAGCGGUACAUUAAACUGUAUUUGUGUAUAAAGCCUUAUUUAGAAAGUUUGAUCUGUCCAUCAGUAGUUGAUGUUAUAUUGAUCAGAGUUGGCGGCUGGUUGGCACUGGGGCGCCGCCCCCUUAAAGUUGACCAGAGCUUUUUUAACAUUUUACCAAAAAUUUAAAUAUAUAGUGCAAAUUAUUACAAAAUAAAAUCAUUUAGUUGUACUAUUUCACUGUUAGGCAUGCUAUCGUUUAUUAAAAAUAUAAAAAAUCAAAAAUGA